GAGGCAGAAAAUGGAAACCGUGGACAAAUGGAACAAAUGCCUAAUAUCACCUAAGUUGUUGGAUAGAAAAGUAUUUCCCAAACAGAAUGGCAAGACAGGUACUUAUUCUUCAUGGGUUGCACUUGUAGUAAUGUACACAUAAAACAAUGUUGGUUAGCUAGUCAUUGUGUAUGAAUGAAUGGUAAAUGACAGACAGAACUGAAAAGAUAAAUGCUAUUUCAUUCACAGGCAUGAUUGCUAAGCAUCUUCACAACACAUUCAGACUUCAACAUAGUUUGCAGAUACAGUCCAUCACUCGCUCAGAAUGUGCCACUGGUAAGAAAACAUUUGACCUAAAACCUUUUGCCCUUUUUUUAUCCUGGUAAUAUUUCAAUGUUGACUCCUUUUUCAGCACUGCAUCAUAAAUGUUGGGUUUUUGAUAACAAUCUGUUUUAGCACUAUGCAUUAGCUACAGCACAUCCAGAGGGUUCAUUCUUAUCAUAACUAAUCACAUUGUGACAAAGGUAAAUAUUGACACAUCCCUUGUCCUUUGUCAAUCAGGGAUAUCUCAGUGUUAAUGUUUAGCCCCUUAGCAAGCAACAAUUGGUCUAAUAUAAAAGGCUCCAUCGUCUAGUACAGGGUUUCCCAAACUCGGUCGUACCCCCUGUAGACGUUUUGUUUUUUGCCAUAGCACUACACAGCUGAUUCAAAUAAUCAAAGCUUGAUGAUGAGUUGGUUAUUUGAAUCAGCAGUGUAGUGCUCGGGCAAAAACCAAAACGUGCACCCGGGGGUGGGGUGCCAGGACCAGGACCUAGUUUGGGCAACCCUGUACUAGUAGAACAGAAAUGGCAAUGUUCACGGAGUGGUUAAGCUAUUAAUAAAAUCACAGUUGUGGCACUGUGACUAUCCCUUUGCUUGUAAGAUCCACUAUGCUGCUGAGGCCUUUCUCGUAGUUUUCAAGAAACAUUAGAACUGUGCAAAGUUACAGAACUUGGCAAGGCCUAAACUCUGGAUGUUUUCCUCCCUGUAUAUGUAAUUCAGGCUCCUGUCCAAAUUUGAUGAUGAGUAGGAAUGAGCGCCACGAGCCUCGGCCUGUCCCCGUUGCCCUCACCCCCCAGCUGGCCCCAAGGGCCCACCGGCCCCUCUGCCUUUCUGUCUCCUCAGAUAGCAAUGGCCGCUUCAAAGCUCUGGAGACCCAAGAGUGGAAGAACAAUCUCAAAGCCCAGGUAUGUCUGUCUACUAGGCCUAUUCUGGUAGGUUUCCCCAUCAGUAACUACUGUUAGCCAUGUGGGUGGCUACUAGGCCAAUACAUACUGGUGGUUUUCCCCUUCAGUGACUACUGUUAGCUAUGGGGGUGGCUGUAGUACUUGAAUUGUAAUCCAGGCUCUGUCGUAGUCGGCCGCGACCGGGAGACCCAUGGGGCGGCGCACAAUUGGCCCAGCGUCGUCCAGGGUAGGGGAGGGAAUGGCCGGCAGGGAUGUAGCUCAGUUGGUAGAGCAUGGCGUUUGCAACGCCAGGGUUGUGGGUUCGAUUCCCACAGGGGGACUGUAUGAAAAAAAUAAAAUAAUGUAUGCACUCACUUAACUGUAACUCGCUCUGGAUAAGAGCGUCUGCUAAAUGACUAAAAUGUAAAUGUAAAUUGUAACCAGGGGUUGGAACUGAAAAUCUUCUCCCAGAACCACCAUUUUUUUUGUUCCGUUCCACUGUUCCUGACCAGCAAAAAAAGUUCUGAACCGGUUCGAACACCAAAAGAUAAACGGUUUAUAUCGUUCCUUUCUGUUCCUUUUUAAAUCUCUGAAAUCAAAUGACUUCACCAAUGGAUAGAGCAGCUUGCUAUGGAGCUGGCAAGCUAUGUACAUGCAUUGGACAGACAAGUGUAGCAAAGGGUGCGACAUGCGACUGACAUUGGAAUUUCUUUGAACUUCAGAGAGUUGGCUUAACUAACGUUGGACCAGAGCUAGCCCUUGAUCAUUAGUUUUUUGAGAGCUAGACCAGAGCUAGCUAAAAAGCUAGCUACAGAUUAUUCGGAAAGUAUUCAGACCCCUUGACUUUUUCCACAUUUUGUUACGUUACAGCCUUAUUCUGAAAAUGAGUAAAUUGUUUUUUUCUCUCAUCAAUAUACACACAAUAACCCAGAAUGACAAAGCAAAAACAGGUUUGUAGAAUAUUUGUCACUUUUUAUUUUAUUUUUAAAUAUCAUAUUUACAUAAGUAUUCAGACCCUUUACUCAGUACUUUCUUGAAGCACCUUUGGCAGCGAAUACAGCCUUGAGUCUUCUUGGUUAUGACGCUACAAGGUUGGCACACUUGUAUUUGGGGAGUUUCUCCCAUUCUUCUCUGCAGCCUCUCAAGCUCUGUCAGGUUGGAUGGGGAGCGUCGCUGCACAGCUAUUUUCAGGUCUCUCCAGAGAUGUUAGAUCGGGUUCAAGUCCGGGCUCUGGCUUGGCCACUCAAGGACAUUCAGAGACUUGUCCCAAAGCCACUCCUGCGUUGUCUUGGCUCUGUGCUUAGUCAUUGUCCUGGUAGAAGGUGAACCUUCGCCCCAGUCUGAGGUCCUGAGCGCUCUGAAGCAGGUUUUCAUCAAGGAUCUCUCUGUACUUUGCUCCGUUCAUCUUUCCCUCUAUCCUGAUUAGUCUCCCAGUCCCUGCCGCUGAAAAACAUCCCCACAGCAUGAUGCUGCCACCACCAUGCUUCACCGUAGGGAUGGUGCCAGGUUUCCUCCAGACGUGACGCUUGGCAUUCAGGCCUAAUAGUUCAAUCUUGGUUUCAUCAGACCAGAGGUGCCUUUUGGCAAACUCAGAGCGAGCUGUCAUGUGCCUUUUACUGAGGAGUGGCUUUGUCUGACCACUCUACCAUAAAGGCCUUAUUGGUGGAGUGCUGCAGAGAUGGUUGUCCUUCUGGAAGGUUCUCCCAUCUCCACAGAGGAACUCUGGAGCUCUGUCAGAGUGACCAUCGGGUUCUUGGUCAUCUCCCUGACCAAAGCCCUUCUCCCCCGAUUGCUCAGUUUGGCCGGGAGGCCAGCUCUAGGAAGUCUUGGUGGUUCCAAACUUCUUCCAUUUAAGAAUGAUGGAGGCCACUGUUCUUGGGGACCUUCAAUACUGCAGUCAUUUUUUGGUACCCUUCCCCAGAUCUUUGCCUCGAAACAAUCCUGUCUCGGAGCGCUAUGGAUAAUUCCUUCGACCUCAUGGCUUGGUUUUUGCUCUGACAUGCACUGUCAACUGUGGGACCUUUAUAUAGACCGGUGUGUGCCUUUCCAGAUCAUAUCUAAUCAAUUGAAUUUACCACUAAUCAAUUGAAUUUACCACAGGUGGACUCCAAUCAAGUUGUAGAAACAUCUCAAGCAUGAUCAAUGGAAACAGGAUGCACUUGAGCUCAAUUUUGAGUCUCAUAGAAAAUGGUCUGAAUACUUAUGUAAAUAAGGUCUUAUUUUAUUUAUUUUGUAUACAUUUGCGUAAAUUUCUAAUAACAUGUUUUCGCUUCGUCAUUAUGGGGUAUUGUGUGUAGUUUGAUGAGGAUUUUUAAUCAAUUUUAGAACAAGGAUGUAAUGUAACAAAAUGUGGAAAAUGUCAAGGGUUCUGAAUACUUUCCGAAUGCACUGUAGCUAACAAGCUUGUGUGUGCAGAGCGGCACCAGAAUUUAAAUAAAAACACGUCUUACCUUUUUGUAACUAAUAAAUCCAGUGUGAAACAUAAAAUCUAUAGUAUCCUUAACUAGCAUAAAAAAAUUAUCCAUUGUUCUGUAAUUACACUGAACAAAAAUAUAAACGCAACAUGUAAGUCCCAUGUUUCAUGGGAAAUAAAUAGCUGAAAUAAACAAACCCAUACAUUUUCCAUACACACAAAAAAGCUUAUUUAUCUGAACUUUUGUGCAGGUUUUUUUUACAUCCCUGUUAGUGAGCAUUUCUCCUUUGCCAAGGUUAAUCCAUCCACCUGACAGGUGUGGCAUAUCAAGAAGCUGAUUAAACAGCAUGAUCAUUACACAGGUGCACCCUGUGCUGGGGACAAUAAAAGACCACUCUAAAAUGUGCAGUUUUGCCACAGAUUUCUAUGUUUUGAGGGAGUGUGUAAUUGGCAUGCACAAGUGUCGUAUCUUAUGGUAUUCUACUUCAGUAUGCUGUGUGUGUGUCUGCCUGCAGAUGGAGCAGGCCCACAGUGCAGGAUCAGCCAGCAGCACAGGCUCUUUGGAGAGGGCCUCUUUGUUUUGUGCCUCUGGUUCCACCACGGCCUCCAGCUCUGGCUUGUCCAGCCCCGUGGAGAACCUCACCAAGAGCAAGUCCUCCAGCCGCUUCUCCCUCUUCUCCCCUCCCUGGAACAGCAGCUCAGAGUCCGACUCCAACCCCCCCUCCCGCUCCGGCUCCAAGAAGCUGCGUAACUACAGCAUGAGGGCGGCCACAGGUCCGGCCGGGGUGGGGGCAGGGGGCAGGGCGGGUCCACCAGAAACCCCAGACACGCCCAAACAGAACAUCCCGGAACACUUCCAGUACUCUGAGCCCGUCAUCUCCAAGGUGACGGACUACAUCUUUGUGGGCAACCUGAACGCGGCGUACAACGGGCGCACGCUGUGCCGCAACAACAUCGACAGCAUCAUCGACAUGAGCAGCCUGCCGGGGGACCCCGGCCCCAGCCUCAGCCUUAUCCCCUGCACCUGCUCCCGAGGCGCCCGCCACAGCUGGUCCCGCCUCAAGGUGGACAUUUGCGAUGUACCAGACGCGCUGGGCGAGGGAAGCCCUGCCCUGAAGCAGCGCUGCUUUGAGGACAUCAACGAGUGCAUCGAGGCUUCCACGGAAAAAAGGAAACGCGUGCUGGUCCACUGCCGUGACGGGUACUCCCUGGCUCCGACCUGUAUCAUCCAGUACCUCAUGGUGAAGCAGAAUAUGCGGCUGAUCUCGGCCUACGAGCUGCUGAGGGCCAAGUACCCCGUCAACAUCAGGGAGUGUCACCAGAACGUGCUGGUGAGCCUGGAGAGAGCUCUGCGGCCUGGAGGCAACGUGGACCCAGAGUGCUUCAAGCAGGCCAUCUCAAGGAAAGUGGCCUGGACA
This is a messenger RNA of Coregonus sp. 'balchen', 5015 nucleotides long. NCBI's taxonomy places the organism in Eukaryota, Metazoa, Chordata, Actinopteri, Salmoniformes, Salmonidae. The record is from the annotation of a GenBank genome assembly.